ACACACCCAUACACAAGCAGCACACACACACUACAUCUCACAUCACUCUACAGCCAGCAGUAGAAGGAGACAUUAGUGUGUGAAGCAGUAGAGACAAGAUGUCUGGUCAGACUUUUGAAGAAAGCAUUAAGUCCAACGUAGAGCAGGGCAUGAAUAUGAAGGAUGAGGAGAAGCUUUACAAGAGAAAUGGGAUCCUCUACUCCACAAUCAUGAGCCCACCGGAGAACCUGGAUGCCUUGAAGGACCUGCAGGCACGGGAGGAUGAUGUCAUGCUGGCUGCGUAUCCCAAAUGUGGUUGUAACUGGAUGGUGGGAGUGUUAAGGAAAAUUAUGAUUGCAUGUGGAUACACCAUCCCUGAAUGGCCCCCGCUGAUCGAGUUCCACUCUCCAGACAUACAAAAGAUUGUAGCCGAGUUGCCCCCGAGGCGGUUGCUUGCGACACAUUUGCACCCUGAUGACAUUCCUGUUUCUUUUAAGACCAAUAAAACAAAGAUGUUGGUGGUGUUUCGAAACCCCAAAGACACUCUCGUCUCUUAUUAUCAUUUCAUGAACAAAAACCCAGUGCUGCCCAAUGCCGAGUCCUGGGACAAAUUCUUCUCCGACUUCAUGUCUGGUGAAGUGGGCUGGGGUUCAUAUUUUGACCACGCCCUGGCCUGGGAGAAACACAUGGAUGAUCCAAACGUGUUGAUCAUGACCUAUGAGGAGCUAAAGGAGAACCUGCUUGAUGGUGUAAAGAAAGUCACAGACUUCUUCAGCUUCCCCCUGACGGAUGAACAGGUCAAGGUGAUCGCAGAAGAGAGCACAUUCAGUGUCAUGCAGAAGAAUCCUUCUUAUGGAAAAAUGGCCCCAGUUAUUUUCCGGAAAGGUGAGGUGGGAGACUGGAAGAACCACUUCAGCGAGGCUCAGAGUAAGCAGAUGGAUGAAAUGUUCAAGAAGAAACUAUCAGGAACCAGACUGGGAGCCAAGCUUAAAUACGAGCAGUACUGUCAAUAGUCUGAAAAUAUGCAUGUAUAUGAUUAAUUUAUGGAAAACAUGGAAUAUGAGCAAAUAUUAUGGAACAGAACCUGAUGAUGGAUGAUACCUGUAACAUUAUGAGCUAACACUCAUGUUACAUGGCCUAGAAAAUAAAUAAAGUUAAAUGCGAAGACAAACACAGUGCUGUGGUGUUAAUCACUAUGGCCUUGCACCACUAUGGUCGAGGGUUUGAGUCCUGCAUCAGGUUUGUGUGUGUUUCCAGCGCUUGGUAGGUUUCCUUUGGGUACUCUAGUUUCCUUUCACAGUCCAAAGACAUUCAGGUUAACCUAACAGGCAUUUCCAAAUUGAGAGUGUGUGUGUGUGUGUGCUUGUGCCCUGCACCCAUCCGGGGAAUACCACACCUAGUGCCCUGAGUCCCCUGGGAUAGGCUCCAGGCCUGUUGUAUAGAGAAUGAGUAAGUGAUAAAUAUAGAACUCAGGUGAUGCAAGACAGAUGUUUAUAGCUAUAUGUAACAAGAGACAUAAAAAAAAAAAUUAUGGGGAAUUCGCACACAUUUCGGAUGUGAUCAUACACUUUAAGUUAAAAAACUACCCAACCAUAACCCAGCUGCUUGGUCAUUAUUGGACAGAACACGGGCUGGGUUUAACUAUUUAACCCAGAAUUCUUAACAUUUUAUUUGACCCAAACAUUGGGUUAAAUUCACACCCUUGCUGGGUUGACACAUUCCUUCGAUUAUUAUUAUUAUUAUUUUUUUAAAGACUCAAAAUGUACACUUACUCACUUAUCUUCUAUACCGCUUUAUCCUGUAUUUAGGGUCACGUGGAACUGGAGCCUAUCCAAGGCUUAGGGCACGAGGUAGGGUACACCCUGAACAGGGUGCCAAUUCAUCGCAGGGCACACACAUACACACACUCAUUUACACACUACGGGCAAUUUGGGAGCGCCAAUUAGCCUAACCUGCAUAUCUUUGGACUGUGGGAGGAAACCCACCAAGCACGGAGAAACCAUGCAAACUCCAUGCACACAGAGAUGGGAAUCGAGCCUGGACCCCGAAGGUGCAAGGCGACAGUGCUAACCACUACACUACCGUGCUGCCCCCAAAAUGUACACAACUUUACAUAAUGUAAAUAGACUGUUACAAAAUAAAAAAAUGUGAAUAACUCAAUUUUUACAAAACCAUAUAAUUCCAAGUUGCCAUUUGUUAUAUAUAAAAUAAAUGUAACAAACACUCUGUAAAACAAUAAAAACAAAAGACCUCAAA
This is a messenger RNA of Clarias gariepinus (North African catfish), 2235 nucleotides long. RefSeq names its product sulfotransferase 6B1-like. Gene Ontology annotation, cellular component: cytoplasm. Gene Ontology annotation, molecular function: sulfotransferase activity. The transcript is spliced from 7 exons. The record is from RefSeq and is a predicted model, not a curated record. NCBI's taxonomy places the organism in Eukaryota, Metazoa, Chordata, Actinopteri, Siluriformes, Clariidae. Bases 99 to 992 code for a protein of 297 amino acids. Gene Ontology annotation, biological process: sulfation.